Molecule: messenger RNA, 324 nt
Organism: Staurois parvus
Lineage: Eukaryota; Metazoa; Chordata; Amphibia; Anura; Ranidae
Source: the annotation of a GenBank genome assembly
UGGGUCAUCAGGCAUUGGAUCGUCUGGCUCGACAGCGGGCAUCGGAUCACCAGGCAUGACAGCGGGCACUGGGUCAUCAGGCAUUGGAUUGUCUGGCUCGACAGCGGGCAUCGGGUCACCAGGUAUGACCGCGGGCACUGGGUCAUCAGGCAUUGGAUCGUCUGGCUCGACAGCGGGCACUGGGUCAUCAGGCGUGAUAGGAUCAUCAGGCUGGGUAGAGACAUCAGGCUGGGUAGAGACAUCAGGCUGAAGUGCGGGUGCCGAGACACCAGGCUGAACCAUGGAAGGCAGGUUCUCAGACGGCAGGUUUGGAUACUGGCAGGA